GAGCAUCCUGGAUGAACCAGACUCUCCUCUAGAGGUUAGAAAGAUGAUGCAUCACACACGCCCUCCCGAACUUAUUGUAAUAAUUUUAAUCAUCUUGUAUUUUAGUGAGUUUGUGCCGUCCUUUCUUUUUCAGCACCAUGGAGAGCAACAUGGUGUGUUUUUAAAGGCGUGUUGUGUUAUUCAGUGUGACAGGAAAGGGCCCCCAUACUUUGCAUGCUGUUGAUAUCUGUUGAAAUGCUUAUAUUCACGUUUAAAUUGUAUUAUAAUUAAGCUUUUUUUUAAGUAGAACACGAUUGCAAUUUAAUUCCAACCUUGAUUCGUUCUUUUCAGCCUUUUCACCUCUCUCUUCUUACACAUGUUCUGCAGUUUUGCUUUCUGAACUGAAUGGGCCGCUGUUGCCUAGUCUGUUGCAGUUGACGUAUAUUUACAGCAGUACCGCCCCUUCAUUUCGAUGUAUUAGAGAGAAUGGGCAGACGCAGAUCGCAUUGUCUUCUGUAGAGGGAUCUAUAUACACGACAAGGCAUAACGUUCAUCUUUUCGCUUCAAAUUUGAGGAUUGUAUUUGUUCCACUUUUAAUUUGAAUGAGCGUCCAUCUUUCUGACGGAUUUUACAAGGUUGCGGUUUCUUCUUGCCGAGAUAAUUUCAAACAAUGAGACGGCAAGUACUGUUGUUUAUCUCGAUCCUCUCUUUUAGUUUAGUCUUCGGCCAGGUCAGCUACUCUAUUCCAGAGGAAAUGGUGAAAGGCUCUUUGGUUGGUAAUAUAGCUCAGGAUUUAGGUUUAGACGCCAAACGAUUGAGGUUAGGUAACGCUCGUGUUUAUUCUGGUGAUAGCAGAGAAUACAUCGAGUUGAAUAGCGAAAGAGGAGUCCUCCUUAUCAAAGAGAGAAUAGACAGGGAGGCGUUGUGCGGUGAUACGACACCAUGUGCCGUGCAUUUUCAGAUUGUGUUAGAGAAUCCCAUGGAAUUUUACAGUGUGACGGUUGAAAUUACAGAUAUAAACGAUAACGCACCAACCUUUGAAAAAAACGAAAUUAAAUUCAUAAUUAGCGAGUCUGCAGUUGUCGGGGCCAAAUUUGAUUUAGAAAGAGCGGUUGAUUUAGAUGUAGGUACUAACACUCUCCAAAGCUACGUUCUCAAGCCAAGUGAUAAUUUUUUACUUAAACUGCACAACCAAGCCGAUGGUACGAAGAACGUUGAGAUGAUCUUGCAAAAACCUCUGGACAGAGAGAAAAAUGAGUUUAUUUCUUUGGCAUUGACGGCUGUAGAUGGAGGAGAACCGCAGAUGUCAGGGACAAUGCAGAUCCUCAUCACCGUGUUAGAUGUCAAUGACAAUGCACCUGUUUUUACACAGCCGAUAUAUAAAGGCAGUGUAGCUGAGAAUGCUGCAAAGGGCACGAUCGUUACCACUGUCAGUGCUUCCGAUGCUGAUCAUAAAUUAAAUGGUAAAAUAUCGUAUUCAAUCACAAACACUUUAGAUGACGUCAGACACAUGUUUGACGUAAAUGAGGACAGCGGUGAGGUUAGGUUGACUGGACAUUUGGAUUAUGAAAAGAAACGAAACUUUCAGAUAAAUGUCCGCGCAAGGGAUAACGGGGGACUAACUGAUUCUUGUAAAGUGAUUGUCGAUGUCGUCGAUAUGAAUGACAACGAACCACUGAUUAAAUUCAUGUCUAAAUCCGCUGUUAUAUCAGAGAGCGCAAACCCCAACACAGUCGUUACAAUGAUUAACAUCCAAGACCCAGACUCAGGUGAGAAUGGUAAAGUUCAGUGUUUUAUAAGUGAGAAUAUUCCUUUCGUUUUAAAAUCGACUUCAAAUAAUUUCUAUAGUUUAGUUACUGACAGUGAUUUAGACAGAGAGAGAUCCUCUGAGUAUAAUAUAACUGUGACCUGCUCUGAUGAGGGAGUGCCCUCC
Messenger RNA from Anarrhichthys ocellatus (wolf-eel), 1912 nucleotides. RefSeq names its product protocadherin beta-16-like. The transcript has a single exon. Gene Ontology annotation, biological process: homophilic cell-cell adhesion. The annotation marks the transcript as partial. Lineage: Eukaryota; Metazoa; Chordata; Actinopteri; Perciformes; Anarhichadidae. Gene Ontology annotation, cellular component: plasma membrane. The record is from RefSeq and is a predicted model, not a curated record. Gene Ontology annotation, molecular function: calcium ion binding.